UCCCGUGCCAAGCGUCUCCUUCAGCAGAGCCAGCCACAGUGCGGAGCCCGCUCGCGGUGGAAAGUUGAGCCUCUUUGCCCGGUAGUGUCGUGCUGUUUCCCCGCUGUCAGUUCCUCUCUCUCCCCCGCAACGCUCCAACAUGCUUCUCCGCCUGCGGACAACAACGUGGGAUGUAUCCGCUCCGAGUGGAAACUAACCGCCGGCUCCGCUGCUGCUGCUGCUUGUGUCCGUGUUCAGGUCUCCUUCAGCCGGGGAAACUGAGCGUCUUUAUCCGCCGCCGCCACUUGAAUCCAUUUGUCCCACCGCCGCUGUCAUUUAUGGACCGCGGGAGCUCCGAGUGACCGUUUGGAGCCCAAUUCCCGUUCACGCACCAGCCGAAGAUGGAGACGGUGAUGGAGAGGGAGUGCAGCGCGCUGGGGGGGCUUUUCCAGACUGUCAUAGGAGACAUGAAGGGCAGUUCUCCAGUCUGGGACGACUUCAUCAGCAAGGCCAGCAAGCUACAGUCACAGCUCAGGACGACGGUCGUCGCGGUAGCAGCCUUCCUGGAUGCCUUUCAGAAGGUGGCCGACAUGGCGACCAACAGCCGAGGAGGGACCAGGGACAUCGGUUCAGCCCUCACCAGGAUGUGCAUGAGGCACCGCAGCAUCGAGGCCAAACUCCGCCAGUUCUCCAUGGUGUUUCUGGACUGCCUGAUCAACCCUCUCCAGGAGCAGAUGGAGGAGUGGAAGAGAGUCGCCAACACUCUGGACAAAGACCAUGCCAAAGAGUACAAGAAGGCCCGUCAGGAGAUCAAGAAGAGAUCCUCAGACACUUUGAAGCUGCAGAAGAAAGCAAAGAAAGCUGAUGUUUUUGGCCGCGGGGACCUCCAGCCUCAGCUGGACAGCGCCAUGCAGGACGUCAGUGAUAAAUACCUGCUGCUGGAGGAGACGGAGAAGCAGGCGGUGCGGAAGGCGCUGGUGGAGGAGAGGAGUCGCUUCUGCUGCUUUGUCUCCAUGCUGAAGCCUGUCGUGGAGGAAGAGAUGUCCAUGCUGGGAGAGAUCACUCACCUCCAGACUCUGACAGACGACUUAAAGACGCUGACGAUGGAUCCACACAAGCUGCCGGCCUCCAGCGAGCAGGUCAUCGUAGACCUGAAGGGCUCCGAGUGCACCUGGUCCUAUCAAACUCCGCCCUCGUCACCGAGCACCACCGUAUCCAGGAAAUCAAGCAUGUGCAGCAGCCUGAACAGUGUGAACAGCAGCGACUCUCGCUCCAGCGGCUCCCACUGCCACUCCCCCACCUCCCAUUUCCGUUACCGAGCCUCCUCCUCCUCCUCUUCCUCGGUGCUCCCCCAGCAGACGCCGGCCCGCCUCUCCUCCAUCUCCUCCCACGACUCUGGCUUCAUCUCCCAGGACGCCUUCCAGUCCAAAUCCCCAUCGCCCAUGCCGCCGGAGAGCUCACAGUCGUGUGUCUCUCCCUUACCCGAGGAGCCUUCCUCUUCCUCCUCUUCCUCACCCUCUCACAGCGAGCCCCGCUCUGGGCUACAACAGUUGUCGAAUGGUUUUGACCAUCACGCUGCCCUCUGUCUGCACGGAGUUGUACUGCAGGCCCAGGACCCCCAUCUCCACUCUCCAUUCUUCACCUCCUCCACCACUACCACCACCACCACCACCACCUCUCCCAUCUCUUCGCCCUCCUAUUCGUCUGUUUCCCCCACGUGGCCGUGGUCUCGUUCAGGCUCCGGCCAAUCGGGAGAGUUCCCGCCUCUCGGAUUGAUCCCGUCAUCCAGAGUCCCGUCCUGGAAGGACUGGGCCAAACCGGGCCCUUAUGACCAGUCAAUGGUCAACACCCUGAAGAGGAGCAGGGACAGGAGAGAGACUACAGAUCCCAGCAGCCACCACGGCGCCGACAUCUCCACAUCAGGGGAUGAGCCGCAAGGGGUUAAAGGAAGCCACUCUAUGACAUCGCCCAGAGAGGACAGGGAGGCCCACGAGGAGUUGGCCCGAGCGCUGGCCCGAGGCCUCCAGCUGGACAUCCACGGCUCCAGCAGAGACUCCCUGCAGGGCUCCAGCGGCUACAGCAGCCAGACCAACACACCCUGCUGCUCAGAGGACACCAUCCCAUCACAAGUAUCCGACUGUGACUACUACUCCAUGGGAGUGGAUCAGGAAGGCGAGCAUCAGCAGUCUUCCGACUUUGAUAAGUCCUCCACCAUCCCCAGAAACAGCGACAUCGGUCAGUCUUACCGCCGCAUGUUCCAGUCCAAACGCCCGGCCUCCACUGCUGGGCUGCCCUCCAACCCCUCUGCCGUAAUCACCCCGGGGGUCGCCACCAUCCGACGGACGCCGUCCUCCAAACCGAACCUGCGACGGCCCUCCGGGGGCCUUAGUUUGGGCCCCAUCCCCAUCAAGCCCCCCAUGAUCCCAGUCAAGACUCCCACUGUGCCUGAGCAUCCCGGUUUCCCCAGCAGGGCAGCAUCGGAGGAUGGCAACACACCGCGAACCCUGCUCAGCCCCGCAAACACCCCUUUGUCGCCAGGCAGCAGCGGGCCGCUGUCACCGAGGUCUGGCUCCUGGGAGACCCAGCACCAGAGCGAGGGCUCGGAUCCUCCCACCCCACCACCGCAGCCCGGUGGUCGCGUGUCAGAGUGGGAGCGCCAGCCGCUCCCGGAGCUCCUGGAGGAGACCGAAUACAGCGAGGUGGAGGAUUUUCUGGUGGCUAUCCGAAGAGGCGUCCGGCUCAAGAGAACGUCGACCAAUGACCGAUCGGCGCCGAGCAUUCACUGAGACUAAAAGGGUUUGGUUUGACUCAAGCCAUUUUGCGUCCCUGUCUGCAUUUCACCUAAUAUGCUCUUGAGGGGACACAAAAUGGUCAUUCACAAGUCAACGCCGGUGACAUCAAAUGGAUGCCGAGGAUAGGAAGAAGUUGCCCGGAGACUGAUACAGGAUCAGUUUUAAAAUUACCUAACACGACUUUGAAGGGAUAUUUGAUCAUGGUCAUUACAGAAAUGCUAAAUUAAACCUUUUUGGCCAAAGAGAAAUUGUUUAAAUGAGGGAUGACAAUCCCUCCAUUUGUGGUUUUGACAGUUUGUGAAUGUUGGUAGAGUUUUGGGUAUCACAGCCAAGUAUGUACAUAGUUUGAAAAGCUCUUUUCUGAACUGAUACAAAGUAAAGCGAAUCUAUCAAACUUUUUGUCCAGAUAUAAAAGUCAUCCAACAACAAUGUAUAUCGUUCGUAAAGUGUCAUGGACUUGUUCAGGCCAAGAAUUUCUCACAGUGCCACAUGUAUCGCUUGGGAAACUGGCGAAAGAAACCUGCAGCCCCUUACAAGUUGAAAACUGUCAGUAUUGCACUUGAACAAGGCCAGUUAAGUUCCCUUCGGAGGUUACUACUGGGAGCACUGGUGCUGAUCCGAGAUGAGUUCACCUGGGCAACUUCAGUAUAUAGAGAAGAGAAAAGGUGUGAAAGGACAUCCUUGGUAAACACGUUGUACAAGGUCACUCUUGUAGCAGAAACAAGUCAAAUGAAAGACGAAUUCAAUGUUAAUGUGUGUAGUAUUGGGAAGAAGUAACAAUAGAUGACAUAGGGGGAAAUUCUGGAAGGAUUGAUGGAGUAUUUUCAAAAGAUCAAAUCAUUAUUUCUAUGUACAUAUUUAUAUUUUGAUGUGUUUGUACGUUUUGUUUGUCAUACGGUCCUUUUACAUCCCCGUAGUCUCCCAUUUCCACUCAAAAGGUGCCAAAAGCCUGUGUGCUGAAUUUAACUUAAAUAUUCUCUAUUUAAUUGAAAUUAUGCUGGAUUUUAGUUUUUUUUUCUCUGUGAAAACAUAGACGGGGUGUGUGAUUAAGACUAACUGAAAGAAAAACUGAGCUUCUACGCAAACUGAAAGAGUAUUUGUUUGGGCAGCGUAUAGAAGGUCGGCAUUUACGACUAAGUAGGUAAAGUUAUUAAUACCACAUAAAAGUAGAUUGACCUGCAUGUUCUUAAAGUUUGCCCCAAUAUAAACAAUCGUUUUGGCUGUUCCAUGUAUAACACAGUUAGGCCCAUAAUAUCCCAGCAGUGGACAUUAACAGUGUCAACAGUAGUGGACCAGGAACUGUGGAUGCCUACAACGUGUUAAAUGAAGUCUGCUGUUAGCUGUACCAAAAAACAAUACCCUGUCGUCUAUCCUCCAAACUGAAAAUCAAAGAUAUUUUAGGGAUCAAUUGGAUCAAUAUUUAUUUAUUUAAUCAUUUUGUAAUUUGGUUUUUAUUGUUACAUUAUUUUUCACAGCCUUUAUUUUCUGUAAAGCACUUUAAAUGUUUUGAAAAAAACAUCUAAAAUGGAUGAAUAUUAAAACGAGACAAAGAAACAAUCAAUGACAGAUAUUACAACUAGAAGGGCACUCGUACAGUGCAGACCUCCGCCAAGGUAUGCCCUAUGUCGCAAUGUUAACGAAAGUGAAUAAUGGUUUGUGUUUCUGCCCCAUGAUUCGGAUCCACUCCGAAAUGUAAUGGGUUCUUUCCUUGCCCCAUGCUACACCCUUCUACCAAGAUUCAGGAAAAUUGGGGCAGUAGUUUUUCUGUAAUUCUGUUGACAGACAGACAAACUGAGCUGAAACUUAACCUGCUUCGCGGACUAUUAACGUUUGUUAAGUACUCCUGCAGACAGACAUUAUUUUGACUUUGUUGGCCUCCAGGUUCACUUAACCCUCUGUCCCGGUUCAUUGUUCAACUUCUAACAUGUUGCUAAUCUACCAACUAUGUAGCAACUGCGUGUUAGCAUACACUUCCAAAUCCAUGGUAGUAAUAGAGGUUGUUAUUACAGGUUCCGUGUUACUACUUAGCUAUAGUAAUUGGAGUAACGUGGAUUAGUGCAUUGGUCUGUUGUAGUGAAGCCAGUGUGCUGAUGGUGAGUUGUAUUUAGUUAGCACAGAUGUAAACGGUUGUGGACGAGUCACAGCUUCAGUGUUGGGACUGUGUGCUGCAGUUAAUCUGAUUACUUUAAUGAAUUAAACGGACUAAAACAAGCGGUAUGAAUGUUCUAAAAAUAAUGAUUAAGAAAAGAAACGUCAUAUUAAUUGAUAAUGAAAAUCAUUUUUAGCAUACUAAAAUGAAAAGCCAGAGACUGUUAGUUCACUUUCCCAAUACAGGCACAACUAAAAAGUGUAAUUUUUUUGGAAAGGGAACAGUAUGUAAACUGGUCCAAAAUCGAGCUUGAUUUAGUCCUAACCUGUCUGUGCUCACGAGCCGUCAAACACCAACUGUUCAGUAUUUAGAGUUUUUCAGGUGGUUUAACACUCUGGCAGCCAUGUUGGAGGUCUUCAGCUCUCUAGCAUGACUACAUUUGGUUGUCUCACAACAAUUCAAAGGACGUUUCAUAAGUUUAAAAAGUUUAGCUUAACAUCAAUUUAGCUUAAAUUUAUCAUUUGGACACUAGCUAAUGUACAGCCCUUAGUACAUUUACUCAAGUAUCUAUAUUUAAAGAGAUAUUUUGCUGAUUUAAAUUCAGCUCUGUGUCAUGGCAGUGUGUGCAGAUGAACUGUGUUAAACACACUGCUCACACAAACAUGACACAGAGCUGGAAAAUUGUUAAAGUAUAUGUUUACGUAAAGUACAAGUACAGGAAAAAUUGUACUUGUAUUUCCAUUUUAUCCAACUUUUUACUUCUACUGCACUAGAAUUUGGAAGCCUAUAUAUUGUACUUUGUUACUUCAUUACAUUUAUCUGACAACAUUAGGUACUUUGCUGAUUCAGAUCAAUAAUACAAAAAUAGUAUCAUAUCAUCAGUAUAUAAAUAUUUCUGCCCGGCGGCGACAAUCGAUCUAAAUUUGUCAGACUGACAACGUUUCUGAACAUUUCUACAGCUGUUUAACAACCAGGUUUUUCAGCUAGCGGAGAGCCAAAUCUCAACUAUAUGGACCUCUAUUAUGGCGCCAGAUUUGUGACCCAACUGAAAAUCCUCUAUUAGCUGCAUUCCCUGCUGUGCACUGAUAUUCAUGUACAACUGCGACAAAUAUAUAACACUGUAAUGGCUUGUAAUUACUAAAUGUCGAAUAGCCCGAUGAGUUAAAAAUCAAACUUGUGUCUGCGGGUAAUUAGCGUAACAAGCUGAAAUAGACAAACUUCCCUGUUGCUACUAAAUAAUAACUGUUAAUAGGGUGUCAUCACAAGUUAAAUUAUUUCUGUAUUUACUCAAUUAACCCAUUUAAUUUGUGGCUUUACGCAUUUCUAAACUCCCAACUGUCCUGUUGAGCGCUAAAAACAUAUUAACAAAUAUAUUUAUUAUGCAUGUUGGCUUUUCUUAGUUGAACAACACAUUUAAUAGUCUUUUUUUUCUACUGGAACUAAAAACAUUUCCUCAGUUGGUCUGCCUCUAGUGGACCAGAAUGCAUUUUAGAUGCCGUCCACGAUCUAAUGUGUUUCCCCACAGGGGUCAUUAAUGUUUCUGAAUUUGUGUGACAGCAGUUUGACACCCUGUAUGAUGACUAAAGCCUGUCUGUUUUAUAUCUGUUCAUUCAUUUUCCAAUGCAGGUUAACAAAUACCAUCGUGUAGCUGAUGCGAUAACAAGCGUAUGAAGCUGAAUGUUCGAGCCUGUGAGGACUCGGUGCGUGUCAUGCGAACACACACACACUUAGGAUUAGGAAAGUGAUUAUUAGGAGUCACAUCUUUUAGUAACAGAAAAUCAUUUGCUCAAUUAUGUCGAACAUUUUAAAGAACAUCUGGUCAGAAAACUCAAGUCAUUCUACACACAAGAAUCACUAGUCCAGUCCUCAGUGUGUGUGAAAGCCAUUUCUGUCUCUGAGCUGUAGGUAAAGCAGCUGUCAGUGUGUCCCUGCCCUUUAACAUUUAGGCUUUACUUUGAGACAAGUUGCCAAAUGUCCUACAGUACUACUAAAUUAUGCCGUGUUUUUUUCUUUCUUUCUUUUAUUGUAUUUUAUUCUCAUUAAGGUGUUUUUUCCAAUCUGGUUGAAGUUGUCACCUGAUGCAGCUACUUUAUCUCCAUGUAAAUCUUUAAAAUAAAAAGAACUAAAAUGACACUUGCAACUUAUUCUAUACCUUUUUAAAGUGGGGAAUAUCUAAACUUGGAAUUAAGGUAGCCUUGACCCGGGACUGAUAUUACACACUGAAACGUGAUCCUGGAUGGCCUUUUUAUGGAAAUUGGAUAUUUUGGUUACUCAGCAGCUCAGGAAAUCUGUUACAGGAGGAAUGUUGGAAAAAAUAUAUAUGAUGCCAGUCAGUUUCAUAGUUUAAAAAAAAGCAUGUUUUGAUAUGACCAAGAAAGGUCUCAUUUCAGUUUUAAAUGGGGAGAUCUUUCGUGGUUGCAGGUGUUGUCAGUUUACACCCUCCUGACGUUAUUCUUUUUCAAAAGUCACUACAAAGAUUGCCUAAUAUCUGGUCAGAUUGUAUUUUCAACUUCCUUUCUGUAAUGCAUUUUAAAAGCCUAUGAAUAAGUGUCCAGGUUCCAAUAGAUGGCCAUCCAGGACCAUCAUACUGUGUGGGAUGGUAUUAUGGUUCUGGAUCAGAGCUAGAAUUAGAGGCUUUUACUCCUUAGAUUUCAUUAACUCCUUUUCCCACAGCUGAGCCAAGACAAAUAUUAUUAAAACCUGAGAGCCACAGAGAGUUUGGAGGAUGGAAGCAAAACUCAAUAACCAGCCUAGACUUGCCCUAGUUUGCAGAAGGGAUUAAGGGAAAACUUUUGAGAAUAAGAGUAAGUACAGUAUUAAGGCCCCAGAGAACCAAAAAUGUUCUCAAUUAAAUAUAUGCACAUGAUGCUCCUUUUAGUUUAUUGACCUUCUGAAAAAGUAUUGUAAUGUUUUUCUUCAUUUGAUCCUCUAAAGUGCGUGGCCAUAAGGUUGAAAAAUUAAAAUCAAGGAAACUUGGAUUAACAGUUUGCUUUGAGCAGGACCUGCCCUGAUCAUGAUUUUGAUAGUUGAAUGCAUCAUUAUUUAUUAAUGGAGACAUACAAUCUAGCUGCUGAGAAUAUCAAAAAUAUUAUCAAAUAUUCCUCAAAAUUAGUAAAGCCUUUUUAUCCGAUUCCUGGUUCUUGGGUAAUAAUUUGGACGAUGAAAGCAUUUUUAAAUUUGGUUAUAAUCACCGCUCAACUACAUUAAUGACUGAAUGAAUAAGUGACUUUUUUUGUAAUUUUUAGCCAAUAUACAAAUAAAGUACCCUUUGUUUUUCUUGAUUUUAUCAAAAUGGCACACGAAUGUAAUUUUUUUUUAACGCCAACUCAGACAAUAACAUUUCCAUAAAAAGUUUAAGCUAAGAAAACAGAAAUGUUUCCACAUUUAAUUUCAGUCAUUUUUGCCCAGAAACUUUUCCUGAAAAACAUCACCAGAUAUGAUGUUCAUCACUUCCCCUAUCCAUUAAUAACAGAGUUUAUUAAAUUUUUAAACAGAGGAUAUUUUAGGACUCGUUACCCGGAAGGUAUCCAACAUAUUUAUUUCUGUGGUACUAGAAGUUACGGCAAAAUGUUUUUUUUAUGUUAUUACUGGGCCGACCUGUUUCUUUACCUCAGGCUCUGAGAAUCUUGUACCUUAUGUUUAAUGUUCAGUUUCAGAAUAUACCAACUGUCUCCUAUUUUCUGUGUAUACCAGCCGUUUAGGCUAAAUAAUAAAAUCAUAGCAUAAGAUGUGCA
Molecule: messenger RNA, 8594 nt
Organism: Perca fluviatilis (European perch)
Lineage: Eukaryota; Metazoa; Chordata; Actinopteri; Perciformes; Percidae
Product: protein MTSS 1-like
Exons: 16
Coding region: 381-2765 (794 amino acids)
Biological process (GO): positive regulation of actin filament bundle assembly; adherens junction maintenance; plasma membrane organization
Cellular component (GO): cytoplasmic side of plasma membrane; actin cytoskeleton
Molecular function (GO): actin binding; phospholipid binding
Source: RefSeq, a predicted model, not a curated record